AACCUCCCCACGUUCCCUCCUCCAUGUUCAAAGGUAUACUACCUAAGCGCAUCGCGUCCUCCGACUUCACCAUGGUCACACCUCUUGGUGAGGCUCCUGCCAAUGCACCCAACAAGGAGAAUCAGCCCGGUGUGAAUGUCGCGAAGCAAGUGCGACCGCCCCCCAGCGGGAAAGGGAUUGUACAGAGUCGGAAGAGGGCUGCUACUACGGCGACUCAGAAAGAUAAUAUCUCGAUUCCCAAGCCUGAAGAGAGCAUGGAGGAUGCGUUCGACAAACUCUUGGAAGAUCUGCAAAUACCGACAUCCCUGCGACCAAAACUUCUCGGCAUGGAGUCCAACGUCAAAGCUGCGAUGCUCAAAUCUUCUCAGACCAUCACCCCUGCAUCGCUAAGCAGCAUGGGCCUUCCAAUGCCACCCCCUACCGUAGCCCCCCUCACGCCCCGCUCCGCCUCUGCCCUGCGGCGCACACGCAGCACCGAGACACUGGACUCCCCACGACGCGUGAAAUCUGGAGUCGCAGACGACUCGUUUGAGUUCGUGCAGCCACGCGCGCCUGCGCUGUUCGCCGAGUCCGCGCAUAACGCGUCUUCCACGUCCCUCGCAGGCGGCGGCGCGGGGUCGCGCAAGUCCAGUGCUCACUCACGAGGGCCAUCGUUCGAUACGAGUCGACUGCUGUCGAUGUCGCUGUCGCGGAGCCAGGUGCAUCUGCCUAUCUCAGCAUCCAUGGUCGACUUGACGGGCAGGCCGCCGGCAGCGCGCACUGCGGCCAAGGCGAAGGAUCUUUCUCCGCAGCGCUUUUGUAGCGUGUUGACGGGCCAGUCGAGUACGGAGCUGGAUAUCGAGGUUGUGAAGAAGCUCAGGCUUAUGCUCAGGAAUGAGUCGGCAAGCUGGUCGGAAGAGUUCUUGUCGCUGGGAGGUUAUUCAGCAUUGCUGACGCGCCUGAACGAAAUUCUCGAGGUCGAAUGGAGAGAGGAGCAACAUGGGGAUCAAAUUCUCCACGAAUUGCUACGCUGCUUCAAAGCACUGUCCACAUCUGCAAUCGGAUGCUUUGCACUGAGGAGCUCAUGUCCGACACCUUUCGCGCAACUCGUGAAGCUACUGUUCUCUGAUAAGAAACCCGGCGACGUGUCUACCCGUCAAAUCAUCGUCGAUCUCCUGCUCGUCCUCUUCGAGCUAUAUCCAAACUCAUCGCUUCCCGCAAUGGGCGGCCGGGGUACUCCGCGACGCGAAGUCUGGGAGACACCCUCGACAGUGCUGCCCUCCAGCAGUCUGAUCACUCUUCCGACACCUCACAAGACACUUUUUUCACUCUUCCACGCGCUUUUGCUCACUCCUGCACCGCCACCUGCUGAAUGCCCGACGACACCGAUUUCGCCUCACGAGUUCAUCGAAUCGUUGCACCAGCCUCGAAUCUACAAGACUUAUUUGCAGGAGUUGUCGGAUGUAUGCCGAGACUACUUUUGGGUAUUCUGUCACCCGAGCAACACGAUCUGGAUUCUCUCGGAGACGGACGAGGCAAGAGUGGAGAAGCCUCGGGCGCCAGGUGGGAUGACUGGUGGAGUCGAGUUUGAGGCCAUGGGGUACUUUGUGGGUCACAUUUCGCUGUCCUCGCACUGCUUCUUGACCAUUCAACAGACGACACACCUGAGACUGAUCAACGCUAUCAGCAAGUCUGUCGCAGAGCUGAACAUGCCCAAAGAGCACGAACACUCCGCCUUCCGUUUCCACCAAGAUUUGUUCUUAUCUGGCUUUGAACGGAUCAUAUUGAUCUCACGCAAAGCAUCCGCGACGUACUAUCCCACACUGCACCUCGAGCUCGCCCGAUAUGUCGCGCACUGCGCGAGAGCUGGGUACGAGUUGCCGUGGCCUGUUUCUCGUCUCGUCGGGCUGCCGCCAGCUGGUCUCGUCAAGCCCAAGGCUGGAUCUAGUAGUGGUCGAAGCACGCCGGCGUUGAGCUCGCCGACGAAACGCAGUAAGGCCCCAGCGUUGCCCUCACCGCGUCGGGUUGAGCCGUUGAAGAUGAACUGAUGAUCUUAUGAUAAGUAUGCGUAUUUUUGCUUUUUCUAUGUUGUCGUUUGCAGAUUAGAUGCCCCGAGUGUACCAUCAUGUCAUGUAUUCACGCCCAGAAAGUCGUACCAGCGUCACAGAUCUGGCCAGAGGCAUUCGAAAAUGACUCCUCAGAGCGUGAAUGUCCGAAGAGGUAUUGCAUUUGCUGGACAUGCACUCAUUAAUACAAGUGAGUGAUACCAUUAUCUGUCGGCGCUAGUAGGUUGCGAUGGAACAACAGGGAGAGCAUCGCUGGUUUCGAAAGAUCCACUGGCUCAGAUGACGGAACCCGCAUGCGCAACCGAAAGACUACGCCUUAGUGGCAUUCUCAGGAGCUCUCCAGGAGACUGGUCGAUAGCCAUGGGAUACCCAAGCAGGAUUCAGGGUGAAUAAUCCAAACCCUCCCUGCUCUUUAUGAAGGACCAUUCUUGGCGCAUAGAUCGAUUGAGUGGACUGAGAGAUGUAUACAGUGCCUCCGCACUGGGCAAUGCGUGAUUUCCAUGUGAAAGUGGAUAUAUAUUGCGGACGUUGAUGUGGCGGUUGGGUGAUUGCAGUUACUGAGCCUCAGAGAUGUAAAACAAUGGUGGAGAGUGGACGAAAAGCGAAUAUGUACAGCCGCGCUGGUGGGACAGUGCUCUUCCUUGAUAUGCCCGAGAGAUCUGAAGAAGGGGAGUACUCCGGCCAGUCCAGCGAACACUGCUUAUUGACGAAGUGCACGACAUCGCUUGAAUUUGGUUGGACAGACAGGCUUGAAGCAGGGAGGGAGACUGGAACGAAGACAAUGUCCAUAGCAUAAUAGUCCUGCAGCUGGUCGUGGUGUAUCUUCACACCGAUCAUUGAUAUG
Molecule: messenger RNA, 2889 nt
Organism: Mycena citricolor
Lineage: Eukaryota; Fungi; Basidiomycota; Agaricomycetes; Agaricales; Mycenaceae
Source: the annotation of a GenBank genome assembly